This is a messenger RNA of Trichoderma citrinoviride, 1740 nucleotides long. RefSeq names its product GMC oxidoreductase. Gene Ontology annotation, molecular function: oxidoreductase activity, acting on CH-OH group of donors; flavin adenine dinucleotide binding. The record is from RefSeq and is a predicted model, not a curated record. Bases 1 to 1740 code for a protein of 579 amino acids. The transcript has 3 exons. NCBI's taxonomy places the organism in Eukaryota, Fungi, Ascomycota, Sordariomycetes, Hypocreales, Hypocreaceae.
AUGACCAGUUACGACUACAUCAUCGUCGGCGGCGGAACCGCAGGCUUGGUCCUUGCGGCACGCCUGACUGAAGACUCCUCGAAGCGCGUCCUUGUCUUGGAGGCGGGCGAUGAUUUGUCUGGGGAUACCCGUCUGGCAGUGCCGGCAAUGUGGCCAACGCUGCUGAAUACAGACGCAGACUGGAAGUUCAAGACAGUCCCUCAGCCCGGCCUCAACAACCGCACCAUCUCCUUCCCCCAGGGCAAAGUCCUCGGCGGCUCCAGCGCCAUCAACGGCCUGUCCUUUACGCACUCGUCCAAGGCAAACGUAGACGCCUGGUUCAAGCUCGGUAACCCUGGCUGGGAUUGGGCCAGCUUCUCCCAUUCGCUGGCCAAGUCAUACACCUUGACAUCGCCGUCCGCAGGAGUCACCGGCUCGGGGCCACUCCAGCUCAGCUAUCCCAAGGACAUCGAUAACGCUUGGCCCGGCAUCUGGCAGCAGACGCUCGAUGGACUGGGGUUCUCCAAGUGCGAGGACGCUGCCAAGCAGGCUUGCGGGCCCAUCUUUGUCCCGGACACCAUCCAUCCGGCGUCCAAGACGAGGAGCUUUGCCGGAAAUGCCUAUCUCGAACCGGCGCGCAGUCGUGAGAACCUCACCGUCGUUCCCAACGCCGUAGUCCGUAGAAUCCUCUUCAACAAGUAUGGAGACGCAGUCACCGCCACAGGCGUCGAAUACACCAAGGACGGCGAGACGCAAGCCGCCGCAGGCAAGGAGAUCAUCCUGACCGCAGGCACCAUCAACAGCCCCCGGCUGCUCGAGCUGUCUGGAGUGGGCGAUGCGAAGCGCCUGGAAAAGCUGGGCAUCGACGUCGUCGUCGACAACCCCAACGUCGGCGAGAACCUGCAGAACCACCCCAUGUGCGGCCUGAGCUUCGAGGCCCAGGACGACGAGAAGACCAUGGACGGCCUUGCGCGCCAGGAUCCAGCCGCCCUUCAGGCCGCCAUGGCCGCAUACGCGCAGCAGCUGGGCCCCUUUGCCAGCAGCGGCACCAACAACGCCGCCCAGCUGCCGUUCCCAGGCAUCCGAACUGCCGAGGGCAAGGCCGAGGUCGAGGAGCUCAUCAGCAAGUACAUCACCGGCGCGGAGCUGGGCGGCAACGCUGCCUUUGUCGAAACCCAGGCCGACUUUGUCCGCUCCAUCCUGACUUCGCCCGACGAGGCCUCGGGAUACUACAUCUCGUUCCCGGGCUACGCGGCCUUCAACCCCGACGGCACAAUGGCGCCGCCGCCCGCCGGCACCGGCAAGCACUUCUCCAUUGCUCUCCUGCUGACGCACCCGCUCUCGCGAGGCUCCGUCCACAUCACGUCCGCGACCGACGUGGCCAUCGACCCUCGCUACUUCUCGCAUCCCCUCGACAUUGAGAUCCUCGCGCGCCACCUCCGCUUCGUCGAGUCCAUUGCCAGCGCCGAGCCGCUCGCCAGCCACCUCAAGGCGGUCGAGAGGCGCAACGCGGCCGUCGACCAGGCCAAGGAGUACCUGCGCCGAACUGCGGUGGGCGCUCACCACUUCACCGGCACCUGCUCCAUGAUGCCCGAAGCCCUGGGCGGCGUAGUAGAUGCCCAGCUGCGCGUCUACGGCGUCUCCAACCUGCGGGUUGCUGAUGCCAGCAUCAUCCCCCUGACGCCGCGGGCGAAUCCUCAGGCGACGGUGUAUGGCGUGGCUGAGCAUGCGGCAGCCAUCAUCAAGGGGGGAGUCCUGUGA